AUGUCGCCAACAGCCGACUGCACUCAAUUGCCCACGCCUGCUCCAAUCCCCAAGCUCAACGGCGCCCCUCUCCGAUCCAAAGAAUACUUCGAAAAUCGAUCAGCGGAUGAGAUGCAGAAGAAUCUCAAAAUACCUCAGCGUACUCUCCAGGAGACUCUAGCUUGUGCCUGUCGGCUUGUCGCAGCUAAGCAGGAGGACGCUGGUUUGGCUGGUCAGAUUAGUGCGCGGUCUGACCGAGGUGAUGGCUUUUACUGGACUCUCAAGUUUGGCUUGGGCUGGGAUGAGGCUAUGCCGGAGGACUUCAUCGAGGUAGAUGGAGAUCUCAAUACCGUCAUCGGCGAAGGCAUGGCUAACCCAGCGACACGCUUCCAUCUAUGGGUUUACGCCGGUCGGCCCGACAUCCAGUCCAUCAUUCACACACAUUCUCCCUGGGUACAGGUCAUGGCAGCCGCCAAAGAACCCCUUAUAAUUGCUCAGAUGGAUAUGACGCCCUUCUUCAACGACUGUGCCUUCCUAGGUGAAUGGCCCGGCGUCCCUAUCGCUGAUCAAGAGGGCGUUAUUAUUACAGAGGCUCUGGGAGACAAAUACUCUAUUCUGCUGGCUAACCAUGGGAUGUUGACGGCUGGGAGGAGCAUCCAAGAGGCAACAUAUCUGGCAGUAUAUCUCGAGAGAGCAGCUCGCAUCCAGGUUCAAGCACGAGUUUUUGGUCCUCUUAAACCAGUUGAUGAAGAAUUGGCUCGCGAAGCCGGUUCGUAUUUACGUCGGCCCAGAAUCAUGAAUGCAACCUUUGAGUACUGGUACCGGCAAACAAGACCUAUCAAGCCGCUGCCAUUCUAG
Messenger RNA from Fusarium sp. VM40, 837 nucleotides. The record is from the annotation of a GenBank genome assembly. Lineage: Eukaryota; Fungi; Ascomycota; Sordariomycetes; Hypocreales; Nectriaceae.